AUAGAAACAAACGAAAACAUAGCGUGAAAAAUGGAAACUGUUGAUCAAAUUUUCUUACUGUUCAGCAUCGGCAUGAUCAUAAUUAUACUCGUUUUUUCAUGUGGCGGCGAUAGUACUAGUCCCACAGGAUUACCUGCCGAGACAAUCGACCAAACUCCGCAGCCUCAACCAGACAUUGAAACUGGACAAAGGAAAGUCCUAAUGUUCAAAGAUAUCGAACAAGAAGAAGAAGGAGGCGGUAAACAGAUUUGUUCAAUUUGUUUGGAAGAGUACGAGGAUGAUCAUGAGAUUAUGCGUUUAAACAAGUGUGAACAUAUUUUUCAUCGUUUUUGCAUUGACUCUUGGCUUGCACGUCACUGGAGCUGUCCAAAUUGUCGUCGUUCUGUUGAUCUGAAUUCUUGAGUUUUUUUGGUCUUCACAUUAUAAUCGUUUCAGUAAUUUACUAGGUAAUAUUAUAAGUUCUGUUAAUCAUUGAAGGGUAGAUUGUCAAUAUUUUAUACUAAUCAAAGUUUUGGUCAAAGGUUUCACAAUCGAACUCAAGUUGACUUUGAAGCUAUGUUUGUUUUAUUAGAACAUAGAUACUCUUUUAUUAUUGGUCUA
Molecule: messenger RNA, 600 nt
Organism: Brassica napus (rape)
Lineage: Eukaryota; Viridiplantae; Streptophyta; Magnoliopsida; Brassicales; Brassicaceae
Product: probable E3 ubiquitin-protein ligase RHA4A
Exons: 1
Coding region: 31-402 (123 amino acids)
Source: RefSeq, a predicted model, not a curated record